Molecule: messenger RNA, 876 nt
Organism: Symbiodinium natans
Lineage: Eukaryota; Dinophyceae; Suessiales; Symbiodiniaceae
Source: the annotation of a GenBank genome assembly
AUGGCAGCUCCUUGUUGCCCAUCUGGCUCUCAUGGGCCCUUGCCCGCAGACUCCGAGAUGCUUCGAGGUUGGGAACAGAAGGAAGCGGAUCUGGACUGCUACUUCAGUGGCCAGAGGGAGAAACCGUCCAUGGUCAUCCUGGCAUUCUCCGACGUCUUUGGCUACUACUCAGGGCGACAUCGGCGCAUUUGCGAUCAGAUGGCCGAGGCCGUGCCGAACAGCCUCGUGUGCAUGCCGGACCUUUUCCAUGGUGAGCCAAUUUGCCCCGACUUUGCUGUCAGCUCUAGCUGGGCAGGUCUCCGGCUGAAACUCCAUAUGCCGAAGGCGGCGUACCGCAUCAGAUAUCGGUAUGGCUGGGGAACCAUUGGACCCCAGAUUCAGAAGCUCGCUGACUCCUUGAAGGCUCUACAUGCGGAGGUGCCUAUGUUUGGCUAUGGCUUCUGCUUCGGAGGAUGGGUCGUGGCGAAAACCAGUACUACUGGAGUCUUCAAAGGCGCGGUGGGCUUCCACCCCUCCCUGCUGGUCGGCAAACUACAGUGCAGCCCCCAUGGCCAAAAUGAGGUCGACUUGGGCAAGGAAGUCCGCUGCCCGCAGCUGAUGAUUCCAGCCUCCAAUGAUGACAAGCAUGUCAAGCCAGGCGGUGGCUUCAUGUCGGUCGUCACCGAAGCUCACCCGGCGAGCAAGUCAGUUCCCUAUGAGAACAUGGUACAUGGUUGGAUGACCCGCGGCGCGGACGACCCGAUGCUUCCGCAGAAGGCAGGCGUGGAGGAGUCCCAGGCCUCGGCGCUGAAGCUGGCCGCGGACUUCUUCCUGCAGCUGGCGCAAGCGCCCGCGCAAGAGCCGGCGCAGGAGCCGGCUCAAGAGCCGUCCCAGUAG